AUGCCCCUGAGCAGCAACGGCGGCGGACUCGAUGCGACCACCUCGCAAUUCCCAACAAUCGGAGACGACGCCCUGAACGCCCUGACGCUCCUCCACCACACCCACUCCCACUCCCACAAGGCCGAAGUCGAACCGGGCCUGCCACUGUUUCCAGCCCGCCCAUGCUCAAUUGGCCUGGAAAUCACUUCGUCCGGCAGUAACCGAAACAGGAACAUCCAACCAAAUUGGUCCAUCUCCUGUCCAGUGUGGCUGGCGCUGUCGCGUAUCGUGACCAUGGCCGCUGCUGCCGCCCUGCAGGAGUCCCCUGAAUGGGAUUUACCCAGGCUGCGCUCGUCCUUCGGCUUUGAGGACGACUACAGGCACCUGAAGCACAAAGUCAAGAGCGACGAGGAACAAGAAGACAAAGACACUGAAUUCUUCGAUGUCAAAUUCUACCCUUUCGACCCGGACGGCGCAGACCCCGUGUUUGCAGCUGUUGUUGUUUGCCGUCUGUCUCAGACCGACGCCAACGUAAACCCAUGCGAGGUCAUCAGGGUUAUCAGAGACGACGAUGAGGAAGCUACCAACUGCUCAUGCUGCUGGUCCAAGGAUGUCGAGACGGAGAAACCUCUACUUUGCGUUGCAGGAUCAGAUGCCAAAGUCAAGGUCUACGACAUCAAGGAGGGCAAGAUAUUCACGACACUUGUUGGGCAUGGAGGCGAAAUCAACGACUUGGCAACCUCUCCUGAAAAUCCACACAUCAUCGCCUCUGCUUCAGAUGACACCACAAUCAGGAUAUGGAGUCUGGAUCCUGCCCAUGCGAAACAGCCGUGUUUGUGUCUUCUAGGAGGCGAGGGGCAUUCUUGGAGUCUUCUGAGCACGUGGACAAUUCCCGACCUCCCGGAACAACAUGUCGACACACCGAUAGUUGUUCACUAUCCCCAUUUCUCCACUUCCGAAGUUCAUUUUGGCCUGAUUGACUGUGUCGCAUUCUAUGGUGACCUCAUUCUCUCCCGGGCGUGCCACGAGGACAAGAUUGUAUUGUGGAAGGUUGAGGGAUUCAGCUCUGACGACCCUCCACCGCCUCCAUCAACAGCUCCUACGGCAUAUGAUCAGAGUAGGACGACCCGAUCUGCCUUUGCUUCAAUAAACUCGCCCUCAUGCCCGAGCCUUUGGGUGCGACUACUGCAAUUCGAGACACCACAGUGCGGACCACAAUUCUUUUUACGCUUCAGUAUGCAUCACGUUCACGGGCAGCACCCCAUACUCGCUUUCUGUAACACCAAGAGCGAGAUUUUGAUGUGGGACAUGGCCCGAUUGACCGGUUACCAAAACUACAUUAACAAAAUCCGCGACCCAAAUCGUGAUCCCACCGUCAGGGUUAAGCGUCCUGUGUGGUUGCAACCCAAUCACCACAAGAUGAAAAAGGCGGCAAAUGACAACCCAGUCGACCCGGUCUUCACAGCCGCCGUCACAAUGAGGCCGGUUGGCCACCGCGAUCCCUUCAACGUUGAGGGCUAUCUGCUGGAGGAACAAACUCCCGAGACAGUGGAGUCCUGGCAGGCGAAGUACGAUACCAGCAAUCCUUUCAAGCUGAUCAGACCACACAAAAUCGAAAAGUUUGGCGGGCCACGCUUUCUGGGCCGCCAGGUGGCUUGGUCUUCGGGAGGCGAUUGGUGCGUCGUCGCCGGCAGUCAAAACACCGCCAUCAUCCUGCAGCGGUGGCCGAAAGGAGGCAGACACUCGUCGAGCCGGCAGAACUCCCAUGUCCCGUCCGAGGUACCGAGUAGGCAAGGCACUGCGGCUGUGAGUGCUGGGCACAGUGCUGGCCGGGCGAGUACGCUUUCUGCGCAGCCCGAUGCAAUCAUGUGA
Molecule: messenger RNA, 1851 nt
Organism: Diaporthe amygdali
Lineage: Eukaryota; Fungi; Ascomycota; Sordariomycetes; Diaporthales; Diaporthaceae
Exons: 11
Coding region: 1-1851 (616 amino acids)
Biological process (GO): negative regulation of transcription by RNA polymerase II
Cellular component (GO): ESC/E(Z) complex
Molecular function (GO): protein binding; nucleosome binding
Source: RefSeq, a predicted model, not a curated record